AUGGCGAGCUCGGGGUCGCUGGAGACGGUCAUGCCUUCCCCCUGCCCCCGGCACGACGGCCGGGCCGCCGCCGCUAACCCGUCUAAGAGCCUGGCCUUCUCCAUCGAGCGCAUCAUGGCAAAGACGUCGGAGCCCAAAGCAGCCUUCGAGCAGAGGCACGGCGGCCCGGGGCCGGAGCCGGAGGCGGGCAAGAAGUCGCUCAGCCUGUGCUCGCCGCUGCCCUGCGUGAUCCCUAUCCCUCCGCUGGGCUACGAGGUGCCCUCCAAGACUCUCCUCAACUACUCGGAGCUGUGGAAGAGCGGCCUGCGGGGCGCCGGGGGGCUCUGCAAAGCCAACUGCGGCGUCUGCUGCAAGGCAGAGCUCGCCCUGGGUCAGCCCAGCGGGCGGCUCAUCAAGCCGCAGGUCAUCCACCAAGCGGGGGCCGUGCCGGCAGCCCCCCGCUCCCUCUAUUACUUCAACUACCUGGAUGCCGCCUACCACCCGGCCGACCUGCUGCACGGACAGCUCUUCCCCGCCGGCCUGCUGGGCCCCCCGCCGCCGGGGGGGCUCUCGGCUCACCAGAAGCUUUUCCUGCUGGAGAACGCCAAGCUGGCGGGGUUGGCGGCCGAGAAGCUGCCCCCGCCGCCGCCCUUCGCGCACAAGGAGCGGCUGCCGGGCCACCUGGACCAGGUGAUGAAGGAGGCGGCGGCGGCGGAACGCGGCGGCCCCCCCAAGGGCCACGCCAAGCUGGGGGGGGGGGGCGGCGGAACGGCGGAGGGCAAACCCAAGAACUUCACCUGCGAGGUGUGCGGCAAGGUGUUCAACGCGCACUACAACCUCACCCGGCACAUGCCGGUGCACACGGGGGCUCGGCCGUUCGUGUGCAAGGUCUGCGGGAAGGGCUUCCGCCAAGCCAGCACCCUGUGCCGGCACAAAAUCAUCCACACGCAGGAGAAGCCCCACAAGUGCAACCAGUGUGGGAAGGCGUUCAACAGGAGCUCCACGCUCAACACCCACAUCCGCAUCCACGCCGGCUACAAACCCUUCGUCUGCGAGUUCUGCGGCAAGGGCUUCCACCAGAAAGGCAACUACAAGAACCACAAGCUGACCCACAGCGGAGAGAAGCAGUACAAGUGCACCAUUUGCAACAAAGCCUUCCACCAGAUCUAUAACUUGACUUUCCACAUGCACACCCACAACGACAAGAAGCCCUUCACGUGCGUCACUUGCGGCAAAGGAUUUUGCAGAAACUUUGAUUUAAAGAAGCACGUCCGAAAGUUGCACGACAGCGUCUCCAGCGCUCCUCCGCCUCCACCCCGGGAUCCAACGCGCAGCGGGCAGAGCUAAGGGCCGGCACAGCCAAGGGCCAGCACAGCUCCCGGACCGCCGCUACCCAUCCCAACUGCAGCCUUCGCUUCUCUGUCUUUUCCCCAGCGAGCUCAGCCGCCGGUAGCAAGCGACCUCGAGCUGCAGCUGUAUAUAAGAGGAAUCCUAUUUAACGGCGCUGCGGGCCAAGAGGGGCUGGGCCGGCUGCCUCCCCCCCGCCAGGACAGCGCUCUUUAUACGUGUCUGUAAAUCUCCAUUUUAAAUGUACGCUCG
Messenger RNA from Lagopus leucura (white-tailed ptarmigan), 1578 nucleotides. RefSeq names its product FEZ family zinc finger 2 (gene FEZF2). Gene Ontology annotation, molecular function: RNA polymerase II cis-regulatory region sequence-specific DNA binding; DNA-binding transcription factor activity, RNA polymerase II-specific. Gene Ontology annotation, biological process: regulation of transcription by RNA polymerase II. The record is from RefSeq and is a predicted model, not a curated record. NCBI's taxonomy places the organism in Eukaryota, Metazoa, Chordata, Aves, Galliformes, Phasianidae.